AGCCGGGGAGCGGAGGAGCCUGGGGGCGGGGCCCGUGGCAGCCAGUCCCCGGCCCUGCGCAUCCGGACGCGGGGUGCCGAGCGCGAUGUCUUCCGCUGACCAGGAGCGAGCCGAGACGCGGGCCGGACACCCCCCUGCCGUGAAAGCUGGUGGGAUGAGGAUUGUGCAGAAACACCCGCACACCCCAGAUGCCAAAGAGGAGAAAGAUAAGGAUGACCAAGAGUGGGAGAGCAGCAGAGCUUGCAGUUUCUGCGCUAAAGAAUCCACCUCAAGUGACACGGGCACACUAGGAGGGGACUGCUCUGCCCCCAGAAUUGUCCAGGGGAUACCUGCUACUUGCAACUCUUUGGGCACUUUAUCAAGAUCUGCUUCCCUGGACCCACCUAAACCAACGGUGUUCAUCUCCGGUGUCAUUGCAAGAGGUGAUAAAGACUUCCCUCCAGCUGCAGCUCAGGUGGCUCACCAAAAACCUCAUCCCUCUGUGGAAAAGCUUCCUCAUCCACAACAUGUCAAUCAGCACAUCAACCAGCCUCGCAAGUGAACCCUCUGUCAAAAAGCCAGCCAAACUGUAUCAGUGAAUACAUUGUAGAAAGAAGAGAUUAAAGUUUUUAGGAUUCGCGCUACCAAAUCAAUAAAACUGGCCUUUAAAAAUGA
This is a messenger RNA of Gopherus flavomarginatus (Mexican gopher tortoise), 654 nucleotides long. It is a transcript of the gene DAP, whose product is annotated as death associated protein. NCBI's taxonomy places the organism in Eukaryota, Metazoa, Chordata, Testudines, Testudinidae. The coding region runs from base 86 to 541 and encodes 151 amino acids. The record is from RefSeq and is a predicted model, not a curated record. Gene Ontology annotation, biological process: negative regulation of autophagy; apoptotic signaling pathway; cellular response to amino acid starvation. Gene Ontology annotation, molecular function: death domain binding. The transcript has 5 exons.